AUAUGUAUAUAUUUUAAAAGCUUGCUAAAAACGCUCGUCAGCAGGAACACUGCGUAAUGCUCUGUUCGUCGUGGCAUUCGUUUUCCUACAGUCAUUUAAGUGUGUUUGGUUGUUCGCAUAUUCCUACUGAUGAAUGUGCGCAUGUAUUGGGCCCUGUGGCACAAUAUACAAAAUUUGUUUCAAAACAUCUAGUGGAGUCGUUGGCACUGGUCUUGCAGGUUGCGUCCACUGUUGUUUUGUUUAGUUGCUCGAACUCAUGUACGAAAUGUACGUACGCGAGUAGGUGUACAAGUACGAACCAGUUGCCGGGUUGUUUUUGAUCGUGACAUUGUCAUAAAGUGCUAAAUAGGGCCUUAAGUGAACGAGAUUUUUACGCUUGUGCAUUCGUUUUAAUAUUUACCUAUCGAGAAGUUAUACAACAUAUGAUCACAUACAUAUCAAACUUAGCAAAGAAAUGGCCAAAAUAAUUUUAUACCUUUUUGUGCUCUGUGUCGUGUUGAUGCACCAAUCACGUGCCAACCCGAUCGGUGGAAAAGCGCUUGUGGCUACUGAGUUUAUGGUGUUGCACAACAAUGACAUGCAUGCUCGUUUCGAACAGACGAACGUAAAUGGCGGCAACUGUUUGCAAGCGGAUGCCGAUUCCAAUAAAUGCUACGGCGGAUUCGCGCGAGUUGCACAUGAAGUGCGAAAAUAUCGAGAAGAGGCGAAGAACGGUGGCACACCCGUGAUUUAUUUGAAUGCUGGCGACACAUACACCGGCACGCCAUGGUUCACUAUUUUCAAGGAUAAUAUUAGUGCAGCAUUCCUGAAUAAAUUGCAACCAGAUGCAAUUUCACUGGGCAAUCAUGAGUUUGAUGAAAAAAUUGAAGGUCUCCUGCCAUUCCUGGAAAAAGUUAAUUUCCCCGUUUUGACAUGCAACUUGGAUUUAAGUAAGACGCCCGAACUGAGUGCGGCCAAGAAUUUAAUGAACUCAACAGUCCUCGAAGUUAACGGUACAAAAGUUGGUCUAAUUGGUUAUUUGACACCCGAUACCAAGUUUUUAAUAACACCCAACACCCUUGAAUUUAAAGACGAAAUUGAAUGCAUUAAUGAGGAGGCUGCAAAGUUGAAAGCACAAGGUAUAAACAUAUUAUUCGCUUUGGGCCAUUCAGGUUAUCAAACAGACCAGAAGAUAGCGGCUAAUUGUCCAGAAAUUGAUUUGGUUAUUGGCGGUCAUUCACACACAUUUUUAUAUACCGGGAACGCGCCCGAUGUGGAACCUAUUGAAGGCCCCUAUCCGACAAUUGUGAAGCAGCAGAGCGGCAAAGAAGUGCCAGUUGUGCAAGCAUAUGCCUACACAAAAUAUUUAGGAAAAUUGCAUUUACAGUUCGAUAAGGACGGAAAUCUGAUCGAAAUUGAUGGCACGCCAAUUUUGUUGAACGCUGAUGUGCCACGAGAAAGCGAUAUUCUACAAUUACUUGAUGUGUAUCGUCCAAACAUUACCGAUCUGGAGAACACAAUUGUAGGUCAUACAAAGGUGCAAUUAGAUGGUCGUUCGACUGUGUGUCGCAGUGUGGAAUGUAAUUUGGGCAAUUUAGUUGCUGACUCAAUGAUUUAUGCUCGAGUUAUCGAAGACCAAGGUGGUGCUUUCUGGACUGAUGCACCAAUUGCAAUCAUGAAUGGCGGAGGUAUACGUUCCGGAAUCGAUAAGCGCUCGGAUGGUUCAAUUACAGAAAAUGAUGUUAUAACUGUUCUGCCGUUUAAGAACAAUUUGUAUGUGAUUAGUAUAUCUGGAAAACGACUACGCGAAAGCCUCGAAUUGUCGGCCAAAAAACGCACUCAAGACUCUAAUGGCGGUUUUCUACAAUUUUCUGGUUUACAUGUCACAUACGAUUACCGCAAUGAGGAGGGUAGUCGGGUUACUUCGGUGGAAGUACGCUGUGGUGAAUGUGAUAUGCCAGAUUACGAACCGUUGGACGAUUCCAAAACAUAUAAGAUUAUAUCUACUGCAUUCUUGGUAAAUGGUGGAGAUGAAUACAAUUUGGUUGAGAAUGGUACAGAACCCAUAUUGAUGAAAUGGAGUGAUGAUGAAGCGCUAGUUGAAUAUUUAAAACAUCGUGAUUUCAUAUAUCCUGAAUUGGAAGGUCGAAUUGAGGUUAUUGAGUCAAGCACCUCCGGCGCAUCGGAUGCCAAAUCCUUUAUAAGCCUAACUCUUGCCAGUUUAGUAAUGUUUUUUCUUCGAGCCAUCCAUUAGAUAUUUAUCUGCUUUAUAAACAAUCGCCCAAAUAAUAUUUUUUAUUGCAUUAAACAAUGUGCUUUUAUUAAAUUACAAAAAUUUGUAUAAAUCUUUAUGGGGGCACAUUUCAGAUAUUGAUUAUUAAUAGCACAAACGCAAUUUUACAUUAAUUUUGAACUUAAAAAUAUAGAUUACCAAAAACUUUUCGUGCAUCUCGUUUUGUAUAAUAAAUAACAAAAAAAAAAUAUGUUCAAAUGAA
Molecule: messenger RNA, 2474 nt
Organism: Bactrocera neohumeralis
Lineage: Eukaryota; Metazoa; Arthropoda; Insecta; Diptera; Tephritidae
Product: protein 5NUC-like
Exons: 8
Coding region: 455-2233 (592 amino acids)
Biological process (GO): AMP catabolic process
Cellular component (GO): plasma membrane
Molecular function (GO): nucleotide binding; 5'-nucleotidase activity; metal ion binding
Source: RefSeq, a predicted model, not a curated record